Penicillium canescens is the source of this 1159-nucleotide messenger RNA. RefSeq lists its product as uncharacterized. The coding region runs from base 107 to 1159 and encodes 350 amino acids. Gene Ontology annotation, molecular function: methyltransferase activity. The transcript has 10 exons. Lineage: Eukaryota; Fungi; Ascomycota; Eurotiomycetes; Eurotiales; Aspergillaceae. The record is from RefSeq and is a predicted model, not a curated record.
CUCUACUCACGUCUGCGGACACACCCGCGGAACAAUUGCAAUCUCUUGAGCUGCCCCCUGAAGUGAUCACCUCUUUUUGACGUUUUGUACGGAAAACAAAUCGACAAUGGCGGCGCCACAUAAUAUUGAUGAACAGGGAGAAAUCGCCGUCGACCCCAAUCUCCAUGUCACCACUGUUUACGGCGAUGACUGGCAAUCGGAAACCACGUCGAUCGGGUCCUCGAUUUAUCGCGGUCUGGAAGAGAAUGGUCGACGAUAUCAAACAUUGAGCCAAAAAGAAUACCUCAUUCCGUCGGACGAGAGGCAGUUCGAGACUUACGAAGCUGGGCAUCUGGUUGCCCUUGUCAUGGAUUCGGACAGAGAAAACCCGCUCUUCCAUUCGCCUAUUGGAGACAACCCAAGGCAUAUCCUCGAUCUUGGAACAGGUCAGGGUAACUGGGCCAUAGAUGUUGCCGAUAUGUUUCCCAUGACCACGGUCCGCGGAGUCGACCUCUUCCCACCUCCAGUGACAUGGAUGCCACCGAACUGCAUCUUAGAGGUCGAUGAUAUCGCCGAAGACUGGACCUGGAACGAACAGCAAGACCUAAUCCACAUGCGCAUCAUGAUCGGCUCGUUCAACCCAACGGAAUGGGACCGCGUCUACAAGCAAUGCUACGACAACCUCCGCCCGGGCGGCUGGAUCGAGCAACUUGAAGCAAGCCCCUACGUCGAAUGUGACGACAAUAGCUUACCAGCUGACAACAUCCUACGUACCUGGGGUCCCACCCUAUCGGCAUGCGGCAAGCGCGCAGGCCGACCCCUUGAAACAAUCGAUAUGAUGCAAGACGCAUUCCGUAACGCGGGUUUCGUUGAGGUUCAUGAAAAAGAGUACAAGUGGCCCAUUGGCCCGUGGGCUCGUGAUCAGAAGUAUAAGGAGGCUGGUACCGUCAAUUAUCAGCAUUGGAUGUCUGGUAUGGAGGGCUGGGCUAUGUGGUUGCUUACGAAGUUUGGUGCUCCACACCCUUGGUCUCAUGAGGAAGUUAUUGUUUAUGUUGCUAAGCUGAGGGCCGAGCUGAAGAAUCCUCGCUAUCAUAUAUAUGAGCGCGCCCGUCGUGUUUGGGCGCGGAAGCCGUACCCUGGUGAAAUUUCGCAGGUUGUUGUCAAGACUGAGAGGGAGUGA